CUCGCAAAAGGCACGCGGAUAAAAAGCAGAGGACGCGCACGGCCGCACGCACACCCAAACCGCGGAGGCAGGCAGCGGCCGUCGGCGGCGGCCGGGCCAAUAAAACUGCCGUAACGAACCAGCACACGCUGCUCUGACCCCCUCUCUCUCUCUCUCUCUCUCUCUCCAUACACAGCAGCAGCGGCAGCAACGAGCAGUUGCAGCCGCACCAGGCAGGUCACAAAGCAGGAGCGGAGGCCGGGGCGGCGCGCGAGCGAGCGAGGCGGGCACAGGGGAGAGGAGACCGGAGGGGAGCGAGCGUCGAGGCUGGCCGCCGCGAGGAUCCCGGCGCCCGUGCGCGCUGUCAUGGCGUGGUGGCGGAAGAAGGUGGUCUCCCCGGCGCGCCGCGCGUGGGCCGCCGUCUCCACCGGCGUCCGCAUCCGCGCGCGCAACACAGGCAGCGGCGGCAGCAUACUGAAGCUUCACGAGGAUGUGCAGACCUGUGGCUACAAGGACGUGCAGGUGAUGUUCGAGAUCCUGACCUCGGAGCUGGAGGUGGCUUCGCACGGCCCCAAGCACCACCAGCGCAAGCGCCCGGCGUGGACGCCGCCGCCGCCGUGGCCCAGCCACCGGUCGUCGUCCAUGAUCGCGGCCGCGCAAUAGAGGCCAGUCCCCCGACGCCGACGGGACGUGCACAUCAGGACAUGGAGUGGAAAGCUGCGCGUCAUGGUUAAUAAGCAGUCAAGAACACCUGGUUAGUACGUGAUGAUAGCUAUUAUUCUUGUCACUGAACGUGUGGUGCCAAGGUAAUCAGGCAUGCGUCCCCCUGCCCGUCUGUCCGGCGAAAGAGCGCGAAGAAUCCAGCAGAGUCAAGGUGUAAGUGUGUGCUAUAAGUUGGUCUGAAUGUCUGUACAUACUGCAUAGCACUUGUGCUGAAUUUUUUGCAAGACUCGGAGAAAUUGAUGGAGCAAGAGGGGUUUAUUUUUCAAUCGACUUGUGUAUCUUCCCGUUGCCAUUUGUAUGGUUCAUGAGCUCUUUAAGCAGUUUUCUGAAUAAUUUUAUGUGAGAAGCUGCUAGCGUAUAGUAGAGUAUA
Messenger RNA from Panicum virgatum (switchgrass), 1072 nucleotides. RefSeq lists its product as uncharacterized. NCBI's taxonomy places the organism in Eukaryota, Viridiplantae, Streptophyta, Magnoliopsida, Poales, Poaceae. The record is from RefSeq and is a predicted model, not a curated record. Bases 346 to 642 code for a protein of 98 amino acids. The transcript has 2 exons.